Molecule: messenger RNA, 5353 nt
Organism: Condylura cristata (star-nosed mole)
Lineage: Eukaryota; Metazoa; Chordata; Mammalia; Eulipotyphla; Talpidae
Gene: ATP8B1
Product: ATPase, aminophospholipid transporter, class I, type 8B, member 1
Exons: 27
Coding region: 1-3756 (1251 amino acids)
Biological process (GO): phospholipid translocation; Golgi organization
Cellular component (GO): plasma membrane
Molecular function (GO): ATP hydrolysis activity; ATP binding; ATPase-coupled intramembrane lipid carrier activity
Source: RefSeq, a predicted model, not a curated record
AUGAGCACAGAAAGGGACUUAGAAACGACAUUUGAGGAGGAUUCUCAACCCAACGAUGAAGUGGUUCCCUACAGUGACGAUGAAACGGAAGAUGAACUAGAAGACCAGGAGCCCCCGGUGGAGCCGGAACAGAACCGGGUCAACAGAGAAGCAGAGGAAAAUCGGGAGCCAUUCAAAAAAGAUUGCACAUGGCAAGUCAAAGCAAACAAUCGAAGCUUUCACGAACAACCUCAAUUUAUGAAAACAAAGUUUUUGUGCAUUAAGGAGAGCAAAUAUGCAAGUAAUGCCAUUAAAACAUACAAGUAUAAUGCCUUUACCUUCCUACCAAUGAAUUUGUUUGAGCAGUUCAAGAGAGCAGCCAAUUUCUAUUUCCUGGUCCUUCUUAUAUUACAGACGAUCCCUGAGAUCACCACGCUGGCAUGGUAUACCACCCUGCUGCCCUUGCUUCUGGUGCUGGGCAUCACAGCCAUCAAAGACCUGGUAGAUGAUCUGGCUCGCCAUAAAAUGGACAAGGAGAUCAACAACAGGACGUGUGAGGUCAUUAAGGAUGGCAGAUUCAAAACUGCCAAAUGGAAAGAUAUUCAAGUUGGAGAUGUCAUUCGCCUGAAGAAAAAUGAUUUUAUUCCUGCUGACAUCCUGUUGCUCUCCAGCUCUGAGCCGAACAGCCUGUGCUAUGUGGAAACCACUGAACUAGAUGGGGAAACCAACUUGAAGUUCAAAAUGGCUCUUGAAAUCACACACCAGUAUCUCCAAAUAGAAAAUUCAUUGGCAACCUUUGAUGGUUCUGUAGAAUGUGAAGAACCCAAUAACCGACUAGAUAAGUUUACAGGAACACUGAUUUGGAGAAACUCAAAGUUUCCUUUGGAUGCUGAUAAAAUUUUGUUGCGUGGCUGUGUGAUUAGGAACACAGAUUUCUGCCAUGGACUAGUCAUUUUUGCAGGUGCUGACAGUAAAAUAAUGAAGAACAGUGGGAAAACCAGAUUUAAAAGAACUAAAAUUGACUACUUGAUGAACUACGUGGUUUACACGAUCUUCGUUCUUCUCAUCCUGCUCUCUGCUGGUCUUGCCAUUGGCCAUGCUUACUGGGAAGCUCAAGUUGGCAAUUACUCUUGGUACCUCUAUGAUGGAGAAGAUGCUACACCUUCCUAUCGUGGAUUCCUAAAUUUCUGGGGCUAUAUUAUUGUUAUGAACACCAUGGUGCCCAUCUCUCUCUAUGUCAGCGUGGAAGUGAUUCGUCUCGGACAGAGCUACUUCAUCAACUGGGACCUGCAGAUGUACUGCCCUGAGAAGGACACGCCCGCCAAGGCGAGGACCACCACGCUGAACGAGCAGCUCGGCCAGAUCCACUACAUCUUCUCUGACAAGACGGGCACCCUCACACAGAAUGUCAUGACCUUUAAAAAGUGCUGCAUCAACGGGCAGAUCUACGGAGACCCUCGGGAUUCCUCUCAACACAAUCAUAGCAAGAUCGAGCAAGUUGAUUUUAGCUGGAAUACAUUUGCUGAUGGGAAGCUUGCGUUUUAUGACCAUUACCUUGUUGAGCAAAUCCAGACAGGGAAAGAGCCUGAAAUCCGACAAUUCUUCUUCUUGCUUGCAAUCUGCCACACAGUCAUGGUGGAAAGAAUUGAUGGUCAAAUCAACUACCAAGCGGCCUCCCCUGAUGAAGGUGCCCUGGUAAAUGCUGCCAGAAACUUUGGCUUCACCUUCCUGGCAAGGACCCAGAACACCAUCACCAUCAAUGAGAUGGGCACUGAGAGGACGUACAACGUUCUCGCCAUUUUGGAUUUCAACAGUGACCGGAAGCGGAUGUCCAUUAUCGUAAGAACCCCAGAAGGAAGUAUCAGGCUUUAUUGUAAAGGUGCUGACACUGUCAUUUAUGAACGACUACAUGCAAUGAAUCCUUCAAUGCAAGAGACGCAGGAUGCCCUGGAUGUCUUUGCAAGUGAAACUCUCAGAACCCUGUGCCUUUGCUACAAGGAAAUUGAAGAAAAAGAAUUUGCAGAAUGGAAUAAAAAGUUUAUGGCAGCCAGUGUAGCCUUAACUGACCGAGAUGAAGCUCUGGAUAAAGUGUAUGAGGAGAUUGAAAAAGACUUAAUUCUCUUGGGAGCAACAGCUAUUGAAGACAAGCUACAGGAUGGCGUUCCAGAAACCAUUUCGAAACUUGCAAAAGCUGACAUUAAGAUUUGGGUGCUUACUGGAGACAAAAAGGAAACUGCUGAAAACAUUGGAUUUGCCUGUGAACUUCUCACCGAAGAGACCUCUAUCCUCUAUGGGGAAAAUAUAAAUGAACUUCUCCAAAAACGGAUAGAAACCCAGAGGGACAGAGGUGGGGUCUAUGCCAAGUUUGUGCCCCCUGUGGAUGAGCCGUUUUUUCCACCUGCUGGAAACCGCGCCUUGAUAAUCACUGGCUCGUGGUUGAAUGAAAUUCUUCUAGAAAAAAAGGCCAAGAGAAGUAAGAUUCUGAAGCUCAAGUUCCCAAGGACAGAAGAAGAAAGACAAUUUCGGACACAAAGUAAAAGGAAGAUGGAAAUUAAGAAAGAGCAGCGGCAGAAGAGCUUUGUGGAUCUGGCCUGUGAGUGCAACGCUGUCAUCUGCUGCCGGGUCACCCCCAAGCAGAAGGCCAUGGUGGUGGACCUGGUGAAGAGGUACAAGAAAGCCAUCACGUUGGCGAUCGGAGAUGGGGCCAACGAUGUCAACAUGAUCAAAACUGCCCACAUCGGUGUCGGAAUAAGCGGGCAAGAAGGCAUGCAAGCUGUCAUGUCGAGCGACUACUCCUUUGCCCAGUUCAGAUACUUGCAGAGGCUGCUGCUGGUUCACGGCCGCUGGUCCUACAUAAGGAUGUGCAAGUUUCUACGCUAUUUCUUCUAUAAGAACUUCGCUUUCACUCUGGCUCACUUCUGGUACUCCUUCUUCAACGGGUACUCGGCACAGACGGCGUACGAGGACUGGUUCAUCACCCUGUACAACGUGCUCUACUCCAGCCUGCCUGUGCUGCUCACCGGGCUGCUCGACCAGGAUGUGAGCGACAAGCUGAGCCUGCGCUUCCCUGGGCUGUACGUGGUGGGCCAGAGGGACUUACUGUUCAACUAUAAGAAGUUCUUCAUCAGCUUGUUGCACGGCGUUUUGACGUCCAUGGGUCUCUUCUUCAUACCUCUUGGAGCUUAUCUGCAGACCGUGGGCCAGGAUGGCGAGGCCCCGUCAGACUACCAGUCUUUUGCUGUCACGAUUGCCUCUGCUCUUAUAAUCACAGUCAAUUUCCAGAUUGGCUUAGAUACUUCUUACUGGACUUUUGUGAAUGCUUUUUCAAUUUUUGGAAGCAUCGCUCUUUACUUCGGCAUCAUGUUUGACUCUCACAGUGCCGGGAUCCACGUGCUCUUUCCAUCUGCAUUUCAGUUUACAGGCACAGCUUCCAAUGCACUGAGGCAGCCGUACAUCUGGUUGACCAUCAUCCUGACCGUGGCUGUGUGCUUACUGCCUGUCGUGGCUAUUCGAUUCCUGUCCAUGACCAUCUGGCCAUCAGAAAGUGAUAAGAUUCAGAAGCACCGCAAGCGGUUGAAAACCGAGCAGCAGUGGCAGCGGCGGCAGAGCGUCUUCCGCAGAGGGGUGUCGGCGCGGCGCUCGGCCUACGCCUUCUCCCACCAGCGGGGCUACGCCGACCUCAUCUCCUCCGGGCGCAGCAUCCGCAAAAAGCGGGCCCCGCUGGACGCCAUCAUCGCGGAGGGCCCCGCAGAAUACAGGAGGACUGCGGAGAGCUGACAGCUCUGCCUCAGGAGGUCUCCUGCGAGACAGCCGUGAGAGGACGUGCCUGUUUUUUUAUGAAAGACUCUCUGGACUUUUUAAAAUGGAAUCUGUCACAAGGAGGAUGAAGAGACAGUCACCUUUAUGACAGACUACCUGGGCUGGACUAUGAAGCCACAGCAAGGCCGCGGACAUCUUCCUGAAAGACCUGUUGUGCAACUGUCUGCAUCCCCGACUGGCUGGCCCAGCCUCACCUCAGGCGACAGGAACAGAGGGGGCCGCUGUUUCCCCUCGCAAGGUAUUGCAUCAUAAAGACCACCAUCACCAUUUCCUGUAUUUCGCCUUAUUAACAGAGAUCGUUUUCUUACUUGGAAUGGUAAUGACAAGAUUCAGUGCUCAUCACCUGGAAGCUCAGUGGGCUGGUGACUUUUUCCCAGAGCUGAUCAUGUUGUUUAUUGGCUUAAUAAUUCACUUCAAUGAAGGAAAAUGACUUAAAAACGUUUAAGUACAGGUUUCAUUUCUCUUUUGGUUUACUGUGGACUAAAGUAGCACAUUACAUACGUUUACUGUUUCUAUCCAUGUGUUUAGUCCCUGUUUUCAUUUAAAAUGAUACACUUAAAUAGUCAUGGACUUUUAAAGAAGUUUUUGGAAACUGAGGAGAUCAGUGAUAAAUUGCAGAAUCUUCUGCAAAGCUUUCUUUUGAAAAGCAACCUUUGUGCCUGCCUAUAUGUGUUCUAGAAGGGCCUUGAACCAGAGACCUCAUUCUUUUUGUCACUUGUCUUUUGUCUGGAAGUCACAGUUCUAAGACUAACAGCACAUCCUCUUAAUAUUGUAAACCAGGUAAUCAUGUAAAAUAUAACUAUUCCUCAACUUCUAAUGGGGUUAUGUCCCAGUAAGCCCAUACAAAAGGUUAAGUUGAAAAUGCAUUUAAUGCGUCUUCCUUUGCCUAUUCUACCUGAUAUGUUCUCAGAACCCUCCAGUUAGACAAAAGCCUUCAACACAAAGCCUGUUUUAUAACAGUUGCCUAUCUCAUGUAAUUUAUUAAAUGCACAGUGAAUACCAAAAACACCCCAAUUCAAACUUUCAAGUACAGUUUAUAUUAAAUUCAUAGUGUUUGCCCCGUCAUCAAACCUAAAAAUUACGUUCAACCAUUGCAAGUCAGGGCCACCCAUGCGUGCUCGGAGGUGACAGUUUAUUUCCUAAGGCGUUUUGCCAUUCUGUGUCUUUCCAUACUAGAGACACUAUUCUAGGGAAGACAUAAAAGUGCUUUCAGUAAUCCUGUUAAUUGAUCACUAGGCUGCAAAUGUUCACAAUAUCAGUCCCUUUGAAUUUCUAUGAGAAAAAUCACGUCAUGUCUAUAGUUCAUUUUCUAGGUAAGAUAAAGGAAUGAAUGCCUCUUUAGUCUUUGGGAAUAAAUUUCUGAAUGUUUACAGCUCCUUCUCAUCUUGUAAAUAUAACUGUUUGUGUUUUUUAAAGAAAAGUUAGCUUGUGUAAUUGUCAGUUUGUGAUUGUGGGAAAAGUCAACAAUGCAAAUGUGUCAAAUACUUUACACUGUUGGGUGCAAUAUAAACAAUUUGAGAAUGCAAAUUGCUUUGGAUAAAUUAUUUCUAUACUG